Cercospora beticola is the source of this 1833-nucleotide messenger RNA. RefSeq lists its product as uncharacterized. Lineage: Eukaryota; Fungi; Ascomycota; Dothideomycetes; Mycosphaerellales; Mycosphaerellaceae. The record is from RefSeq and is a predicted model, not a curated record.
AUCUGACAUCGCGUACGCCGAAGCAAAUGAGAAAGUCAAAAAGUGCCAUCAGCAUCACCAUGCGAACAACAAGCCAGAUCCGUGCGGAUCCUUGAUCGUGACUGCCCAGCGGUGAUUGUGCUUGGCGAAUAUGGACUAUCAGCGGCCAGUGAACCCGAACAGCUUCUCGUCUCGGCUGGUCUCCCGGCUCGGAAGGAGCUUCAGAAAAGAUGAGAGCUACAGUGAGACCAAGGACGCAGUCGAGAAGCGCCGAAAGAAAGAAGGCAAGAAACUUCGAAAACGAGGCGCUGGCCCAACUGUUGCUCCCGCAGACGAUGUCAAUGAACUCGGCGAGCGCGAAUAUGCAGUCUUCAGCGACCAGCCCGCCACCAUGGCCGGCACUCGAACGAGACCCCGUGCAGAGAAAGAACGCGAUCAUGGAGACAUGCUGCAUGGACUAGCUACCAACGACUCCUUCGACUCGUUACUGGAUCAAUCCAAGGAGCAGAGAGAUCCUCGCGAUAUCAGGCGACGCAGACGCCAAGGCAUGCUCGUUUCGCCCGAACAUGAGCAACGCAUAGCUUCUCUGCCAGAUGAGCUGUGGAAACGAAUCGCACUGGAAUUGACUCCCAUCGAAGCUGUACUCUUAGCCAUGUCAAGCAAGACCUUAUACCACAAACUUGGCCCGAUGACCUUGCAAGCUUUGAAUAGUCCCGGAAACAGAGACUUCAAGCACGCUUUCUUGUACAGCAUGGAUCAAAGAUACCCCGACCAGCUAAUCUGCUUCCCAUGUGGCAAAUUCCACAAACGCCUCCAACCAGGCAAAGAAAUGCUCAAGAUUGACUACGUCGCGAACCCGGUCUUCAUGUGCCCUGCAGUAAAGUCAUCAAUCCUACCACGAAUGCGUCUGACCCACGGUCGUCAAUUACCUUACUCCUUCGUGCAACUCGCAACACGCGCAGCAAAAUACGGCCCCAAUUACGGCAUCAACCAUGAAAACCUUGCUCGACGUUGGAAAUGCAAAGAUAGUGGCUGGACACAUCGAACACGCUACAUGAUCCACGAACAACGCUUGCUCGUCCGCGUCGUCUCGCAAGUCUUCUCUCCUCCGGCCAAAUCACUCACCGAGACGGCCGAGCGCCAUAUUCUCUACGACCGCGAAGAGUAUACGCCUUUCUUCUCUGUCUGCGCGCACUGGCGUGAUGGCGACUUGACGAAAAUCUGCAAAUGCAUGAUGUCUCAUGUACCAUCACCUCCUGAUCCAAUCCACAAACAACUUCAACGGGGAUUCAAAGUCGAUCGCUCAGCUGCUCGGCCAGACUUCAUCGUGCGUGGUUGCGAUGAGUGUCGACCUGCAAGACGAUGUCCUGAGUGUCCGACCGAGUACCUGGUUGAGGUGCAGAUGCUGGAAGACCCCAGUGACAAAGUGUUCCCGUUCAAACAUGCUCUUGUGGUCACGCGCUGGAGUGAUUUGGGAGAUGGAAGUAGUCCGUAUAAUUCUCCCGAGUGGGCAGCAAUCAAUGGGAGCGAUGCAGGAGGAUAUAAUAGCUUUUCGAAUGUUGGAAGAAGAGCUGUGGGUGGAGUUUUCGAAUCUGCAAUCAACGGCCACAUACCAGGUCAACGUCUACUGAGCUUGAACCCGAAGAACAAAAAGCUCGGAGAAGAAGGGCAUGGGUGGUACUGAGUGAAGUAUGCUAGCGCAGGAACGUAGUAGGAAGGAAUUUAUGCAGCUCUGACAUCCAGAAAUCAUCAGGAGCUCGAAAUAUGACUAGGAUAUGCAUACCGUACUCAGGCCGACGUGGCCUGAAAAGUCUAGAAAUUCUAUUCUGCUAGCACCAUCCGCAGCAUGGAUAA